This is a messenger RNA of Anopheles coustani, 1790 nucleotides long. RefSeq names its product serine/threonine-protein phosphatase 2A regulatory subunit B'' subunit gamma-like. Lineage: Eukaryota; Metazoa; Arthropoda; Insecta; Diptera; Culicidae. The record is from RefSeq and is a predicted model, not a curated record. Gene Ontology annotation, cellular component: centrosome; spindle. Bases 43 to 1449 code for a protein of 468 amino acids. Gene Ontology annotation, biological process: regulation of dephosphorylation; positive regulation of B cell differentiation; microtubule cytoskeleton organization. The transcript is spliced from 2 exons.
AUUCGAGAUGAGUGAUUUCGGCAUUUACAAAUCUCGUAAAGAAUGACUGAUUUCAAAGAAAAACUGCUUGCAAAUCUGGAUAAAAUCAAUCAGCAUGAUAUUCGCCUACAGUAUGCGUCACAAACUGAUGACGAGAUUGAAGACAUUCUCUUUCAAAAGUACCACGAUGAGCUGAAUGGGAACAAAAAGUUCAAAACGGCCCUGGAUCGAAAGGGUGAGAAAGAUGGUGGUCCUUCGUUCGAUUCGUACCGCUACAUUCCGCGGUUUCACUUCGAUCUACCGAAGAGUGCUGAUUCGUUGGCGCAGAAGUUGCGCGAGGAAGCGCGCACGCUGUUCCUGCAGAAGCGCAGCAAGGAGCUACUGGACAACAACGAGUUCAAGUUGCUAUGGAGUCUGCUGGAGAAGAACCACACUCCACCGCUGCACGGCGAGGAACAGUACAUCAACUACGAGAACUACUGCAAGGUAGCUACGAUCGCUGGAGAAAAGUUUAAACGCUACCUUACGGCUACGACGUUCGCUCGGCUGCUGGCGUCCAGCAUGUACCCUGGGAAAAUCAGCGUGAUGUCGCUGUUCAACUACGCGAUGCGCAAAGUUUGGCUGCAGCAAACCCGCAUUGGCCUCUCGCUGUACGAUUACACCGGGCAGGGUUACCUGAGCGAGUCGGACAUGGAGUCGUACAUACUCGAACUAAUCCCGACAUUCCCGCAGCUGGAGGGGCUGGAGAAAUCAUUCCAUAGCUUCUACGUGUGCACCACGGUAAGAAAGUUCUUCUUUUUCCUCGAUCCCCUGCGUACCGGGCGGAUUCGCAUUCGUGAUGUGCUGACCUGUAGCUUCCUGGACGAUCUGCUUGAGCUGCGCGACGAAGAGAUCCCAAAGGACGCCCAGGAGCUGAACUGGUUUUCAGCCCCGUCAGCCCUGUCGGUGUACGGACACUAUCUCAAUCUGGACAAGGACCACAACGGUAUGCUGAGCAAGAAGGAACUGAUUGGCUACGGUUCCGGUACGCUGACACCGAUCUUUCUCGAUCGCGUGUUCGCGGAGUGUCUUACGUACGACGGCGAGAUGGACUACAAGACGUAUCUCGAUUUUGUGCUCGCACUCGAAAACCGAGCCGAACCACAGAGCCUGCACUACCUGUUUCGCAUUCUGGACGUGGAGCACAAGGGCUACCUGACGGCAUUCACGCUGAACUACUUCUUUAAAGGCAUACAGGAGGAACUGUCGGCGCACCGGGCCGAACCGAUUAACUUCGACGACGUAAAGGACGAAAUCUUCGACAUGGUCAAACCGGCCGAUCCGACACGAAUCACGUUGAAGGACCUGAUCAACUGUGGCCACGGGGAGACGGUCGUGUCGAUUCUGAUCGAGUUUCACAAGUUUUGGGCCUACGAAAACCGGGAAGUUAUGGUCACAUCGACGGGCAGUGAAGAAACACACAAUUUAUGAUCCAACGCACAGCCCGAAGACACUGCCGGAACGAUUGAUACGAGAAGCGAUCGGGAGUCGCAGGUCGCAGAUAUGGAAGAAGAUGAGUGUAGAACAGUAUUUUAGUAACACAAGAAACAUAACGACAUUCCAAUCUACCAGCUACUCCUGCCGAAAGUAUUCUAGUGGGGCUUUUGCCUCAUCGACCAAUCAACAAAACCAGUGCAUUAUUAUGAACCAUUCAUGACUGAACAAAAAGAUGCCUUUCUUUUUUUUUUUAUACUAAACUUACGCCUGAGGGUAGAGUUAACAACUUUGAAGUAUUAUAAAACAUUUGAUUAAUAAAGAAGUAGUAACGAUUU